This is a messenger RNA of Lacerta agilis (Sand lizard), 2554 nucleotides long. RefSeq names its product protein kinase cAMP-dependent type II regulatory subunit alpha (gene PRKAR2A). Bases 67 to 1281 code for a protein of 404 amino acids. Gene Ontology annotation, molecular function: cAMP-dependent protein kinase regulator activity. Gene Ontology annotation, biological process: regulation of protein phosphorylation. The record is from RefSeq and is a predicted model, not a curated record. Lineage: Eukaryota; Metazoa; Chordata; Lepidosauria; Squamata; Lacertidae. The transcript is spliced from 11 exons. Gene Ontology annotation, cellular component: cAMP-dependent protein kinase complex.
UCUACGUCUUCUUGUCUCUCUCUCCCGGGCCCGUUCGUUAAGUCCCCCGCGCGCCUCGGCGGCAAGAUGAGCAUCGAGAUCCCGCCGGGUCUGACGGAGCUGCUGCAGGGCUACACGGUGGAGGUGCUGCGGCACCGGCCGCCGGACCUGCUGGCCUUCGCCGCCGAGUACUUCGGACGCCUGAGGGAAGCCCGCGACCAGCAGCAGAGGGAGCUUCAGGCUGGCGUGGGGGCCAGGGGCAAAGGGGUCAACUUCGACGCGGAGCCCAUGCAGACAGAGUCCAACGGCGAGGAAGAGCGCAGGGACGAAGACUCCGACUCCGACUUUGAGCCUCCUGUGAUCAACAAAUUCAACAGAAGAGUAUCAGUCUGUGCAGAAGCAUUCAACCCAGAUGAAGAAGAGGAAGACACAGAACCAAGGAUAGUAAAUCCCAAAACAGAUGAGCAGAGAUGCAGAUUGCAAGAAGCAUGCAAAGAUAUCCUCAUCUUCAAAAAUCUAGAUCAGGAGCAACUAUCACAGGUUCUUGAUGCCAUGUUUGAAAUGAAAGUUCAACCUCAGGAUCAUGUAAUCGACCAAGGAGAUGACGGAGACAACUUUUAUGUAAUUGAACGGGGAUUGUAUGAUAUUUUUGUAACACGAGAUGGCCAAACUCGCUGUGUUGGCCGCUACGAUAAUCAUGGCAGUUUUGGGGAACUGGCGUUGAUGUACAACACUCCUAGAGCUGCGACAAUUGUUGCCACAACAGAAGGAUCCCUUUGGGGAUUGGAUCGAGUGACGUUCAGAAGAAUUAUCGUGAAAAACAAUGCAAGGAAAAGGAAGACGUAUGAACUAUUCAUUGAGUCAGUGCCCAUCCUUAAGUCACUGGAGCCUUCAGAGCGAAUGAAAAUUGUUGAUGUAAUAGGGGAGAAAACGUUUCAAGAUGGGGAACGUAUCAUUGCUCAGGGUGAUAAGGCAGACAGCUUUUACAUUGUAGAAUCUGGUGAAGUAAAAAUCUUGAUUAAAAGCAAGACCAUCACAGGCAAGGACGCAAACCAAGAGGUGGAGAUUGCUCGAUGUGAAAAAGGACAGUAUUUUGGAGAACUUGCACUUGUUACCAACAAACCCAGAGCAGCUUCUGCCUAUGCAGUUGGGGAGGUCAAAUGUUUAGUUAUGGACGUGCAAGCAUUCGAAAGGUUACUUGGGCCCUGCAUGGACAUUAUGAAGAGGAAUAUAACCCAUUACGAAGAGCAGCUGGUAGCGUUGUUUGGUUCUAGCUUGGACCUGACACAUCCAGGCAAUUAGGCACAGAGUACCUUAGUGCCUUCUCAGUUCAAGACACAGAAAAGUCUCCUAUUAGCAACAGCGCAGCACCACACAAAUGAAAGAAGGACACUAUGGGACAGUGGCUGUUGGUGUCUUCUUGGGCAUUUUUUUAGAAACUUACAUAGGUCUCAGCACAGCUGGACAGGUCAAGGUUUGCUCCAGGCCUCUGCUUUGCUGCUGCUGAAAUUUCAUUAUUAGACCUAGCUUACUGCUGAGUCUCUUAAUCCUCCUUUCACUUUGCUUGAUUCAGAAUGGCAUGUCUCUCCAACAAUUCAAGUGCCUGAUACGAAAGAUGUGGAGCCCUCUUAUUUGUUCUUGUUUAAAAAAAUAAUCAUUGCGAGAGAAAACUUUGUAAUUGUGAUUUGGAAUAGCAGGUGGCUCUUCCUUCUUUCAGGGACAGCUACCUCCUUACCAGUAUCUUCCUUUUGACGUUUCCUCCCCCUGACAGAGUAUCAAUCUGCUUUUAAUACAGAUGUUGUACUUGGAUUUGAAAUAGUUGGCAAUGUCAAGGGCAUGGGAAGAUUUUGGAGCUAGAGAGUUCUGAGGUUUCCCUGCCACCCUGCUGCAAAUAGCAGGUACUGCAGCUUCUAAAGCUUCUGGGUCCAAGGGUGGACCUACUCGUGUCAAUGAAUAAUGAAGCAAAAUACUGAAUUCUGAGCAGUAUCUGGCAGAAAACGGAAUUAGGUUUUUUAUAUAUGUAUAAUUAAGCUACAGUGAAUUUGAAUAUUAGGUCAAGGGAUCCAGUGGCCAGAAGUGUUACAACAAUAUUGUCCUCCCAAAGUUCACCUGUUUUCUUGAUUAAGACUUAAUUUGUGGUCUGAUGGAAAACAGAAGUGCGUAACCCAAGUUCCUGUUUGUGGGGAUUCUUUAUACACUUCAAUUUUGCAUGGCACUGCCCUGCGCAGAAUCAGUUUUAAUGCUCUUUUUUAAGGAGGGUUGGUUUUUUGUUUUUGUUUUUUGUAACUUAUAUUUAUGUACUUAAGGGGCUCCCUCCUACUGUAACAUUUUACAGUAUUCUUUAACAAAAUUAGGUAUACACUUUCCAGUUGCCAAGUCUGUUUGCUAAAUCUUUUUUUGGAAACUUACUUCAAACGAGAAUGAUUUCUUUUUUUAAAAAAAAAGAAAGAAACCUAAAAUGAAAAAAAUCUCACUCCCUGGACAAUUGAUAUUGUGGCUGGAGGGAUCUUUAGAGCUCAGAUUCAGUUAAUUACAUUUCUCCAAAACACUUGCUAAGUCAGCAGCAUUUUUUUUU